ACUUCAAAAUACAAUUUGAAAAAAAUGGCGGCUUCCAUGACUGGAAGUCAUAUUUUGUCACAAGUUCAAAGCCUGAAUGCUGUGAAAGCUUUACACCAGAGAUGUAUAGAGCUGGAAAAAUUUCUAAGGAACACAAGUACUAAGGAAUUGAAGAACAUCCUGCCAUAUUUGUUCGAGAAAAUAUUUGGGUAUGGACUGGACCCAGGCUGGGGGUUGGACCUGAUCAGCAGAUCAUCCAGCCCUCAGGACUUCGAUUACGUUAGAAGACUACUAGCUCCAGAGGGACCCCUCCUGUCUGUUGUAUACACCCUGAUGAUGGAUUCAUUCUAUGAAUUUCCCAUGAACAACUUACCAUCUCCAACCCAGCAUCUAAUUGAAGAUGGCAGUCUACCGAUCUUUUAUGCCAACAAACUUCAGUAUCAUAAUUAUGGUCGACCAAUCAUAGUCCUUAAUGCCUAUGAGCUGUACAUGUUUCAUCUGGCGUACCAUUUAGUCAAUCCCAAUGUUCAGAAACACAGCACUAACUGGAGCAACAUAACAGACACCCUGUACCCCGUCCUGAUCGAAGAUUAUCUGAACUACUUUUUACCUUUGAACAAAGACAGCCUGCCCAAGAUGCCCACAGUUCAGACCCCUGUCCGUAGUCCAGUGAUGCAUUCUCCAAUGGCUGGGAAGUCCUUCAACAUGGCCUCCUCACCCCCCUCCCCACAGCGUCCAAGUCUCCUGAAGUCCAGCUUUGUGUCGGCCCAGAAGCAGCAUGUCCAGACAGCUACCGUCAUCAGUCAGGGGGAGACAACUGAAACAUAUCGAUCGGACACUAUGAUACAGGUGUUUGCAGAGUUUUGGUUGAACCAGAACCCAAUCAGCAUUGACAGGCAGUCGUUUUCUCACACAGCUUCACCUUAUGGUCCAGGACUUCCGAGGGGACCAUACCAGUACUGGUUUGAGAAUUUCAUGCCCACCACGAAUCAUGUCCGCCUGGUGAGACUGCUGGUAAAACAUGUCCAUAACUUUGUCAACACAGUGAAGCCAGAGGUGGUUUCUUCUCCAUAUCAGAGCCACAUCCCGUCAAUGCUAGAUGAAUUCAAAAGAUCACUCAUUCCUCACGUCAUCCAGAAGAAAUUGUACACAUUUCUCCGCCAUGGUUUUGAUAGGUGGCCACUGGACUGCUCCUUCAGACUGCUUUUAGAAACUUGGUUGACCUAUAUACAGCCUUGGCGGUACGUUCUCAGUAAGUCAUCGACUGGACGCAGAGACAGUGACGCUAAUGACAGCAAAACAGUGGAGGAGAAAUGGUUUUCCUUCGUAGAAGACAACCUGUUGUUUUACACUGUGCUCCACCAGGAAUUUACACAAAGAGUGUUUAGAAUGGACCUCACUACUCAGUUCAAUGCAUGCAUGCUCUUCAGAGCAAACAAGGUAUACAGUCUGCCAAACCUGUCAAACAUGAUAUUUAGAGCGGAGAGGGACAUGUGCAAUGCUAUUUGGAUGGGACGUCCCGGGCACCCGGACUUGGGAGGGAGCUACAUCUCGCCGGAGGCUAGCUUGUCCCUCAACACUCAGAUUUCGGAGCUGGAGAAGCCCGGCUUCCAAUACUGUAGGAUGUACAGCAAGGAGAUGAUACACACGAUGAAAGCUAUUUUGGGACAUAUAGAAGUUGCCAAACAGAUUCUUUCAGUCCAGGAAGAAUCUUUCAACAGAACCAAAAAAUCGGGAUUAGCAGCCAUAUUCGAUGUGUCAUCUUGGUUCCAGGAUGACCACAGCAUGGGGGAUAUGUCUCCCUCAGAGGUUAAGAAAGUUCACUCCUACUUAGAUACAGCUGCUGUCAAUAUAUGCUACAUAUCCGAGAUCGAGUCUCCUCGAUUCGAUCAGUCAUCGUAUUUAGAGCACUCCUUGACGUCUGAUAGAAUCCCCGACUGUGAAGAGACAAAGGAGGGCUUUUUAUUAACACCUCUAGGAAGACAUCAGUUGAUGAACAAAAUGAGGAAGUUUGAUGUGGUGUAUCAGGGUGACCCAGAUUUACAGCCAAUCAGAAGUUUUGAAAAUGCCACAUUAGUUCGAGUGCUUCAUUAUUUCUGCAACUUUAUCAAUACUCAGUAUGGUCAGGAUAUCCAGAACUUGUGUGACAGGAAUGACUUAAUAGGACGAAUGGCACAGGUUUAUUUUGCCCCACCUCUUCCAUUAAACAGUAAUUUGAAUUCUCCGAUAUCAAGCACAAGAAAACAAACACUUCAGCUACCCAGACUCAGUCUACGACCGCUGGCGAGUUACCGCACUCUCGUGUACGUUGGACUGUGUUACCUUGUGCUGACUUUGUGGUGGGGGGUGGGACCGGUGGGAUUUUUCUUCUGUGUGAUCGGAGUUGUGUUAUUGUAUGGAUUUUUCUCUGCCAUGAUUCACAGAUCUAGCGUCAAAAUGAACUGAAAUAAAUUUUUAUAGUAUCUAUGCUAAUUAAUUGUGAGAGGACGUAUAUAGUAUCUAUGCUAAUUAAUUGUGAGAAGAUUUAUAUGGUAUCUAUGCUAAUUAAUUGUGAGAGGAUUUAUAUGGACACAAAUUAAUGGUAUGAAUGAACUGUGGACAUAAUGAAAAGGUAUGGAAAAUUGAAUGAAUUGUGGAAAAAUAAAAUAAUGCACAAAUUUAA
Messenger RNA from Ostrea edulis (European flat oyster), 2641 nucleotides. RefSeq names its product sphingomyelin phosphodiesterase 4-like. The record is from RefSeq and is a predicted model, not a curated record. NCBI's taxonomy places the organism in Eukaryota, Metazoa, Mollusca, Bivalvia, Ostreida, Ostreidae. The transcript has 18 exons. Gene Ontology annotation, molecular function: sphingomyelin phosphodiesterase D activity. Gene Ontology annotation, biological process: glycerophospholipid catabolic process; sphingomyelin catabolic process; ceramide biosynthetic process. Bases 25 to 2424 code for a protein of 799 amino acids.